UUAAAAGCAGAAAGGAAUUUUCAAUUUUGCUUCUUUCUCAGUGCUUCUCCGCUUUCAUCUCUCCGCAAAUAUAAAAAGCUUCUCGUAUUCUUCUCAUUUGAUAUAUUCCGACUCCAUAGAAGCUCUGCCGCAUCGUAAUUGACCGUAUCCGCCAUUCAUUGUGAAAUUAGAGAUAAGACAUUUGAAUUAAUGAUCUGUGUCUAGACAAGGGCUAUGGGAGGCAUUCUUAUGAGGAAAUCCGGGGCUGAUGAGCUAGAGGCGUUCUAUCCAAUUAGACCGGAAUGUACAGCUGAUGUCCCUAAGCCCCGUUUUAAGCCUCGGGCUGGUAAAACUCUUAGCGCAAGAAGAUGGCAUGCCGGAUUCUCUGAAGAUGGUCAUUUGGAUAUUGCAAAAGUGCUUCGACGGAUUCAACGAGGGGGUGUUCAUCCUGCCAUCAAAGGUGUAGUCUGGGAAUUUCUGUUGGGCUGCUUUGACCCCAACAGCACUUUUGAGGAACGGAAUCAGCUCAGGCAACGAAGGAGGGAGCAGUAUAGCAUGUGGAAAGCUGAAUGUCAGAACAUGGUUCCAGUUAUUGGUAGUAGAAAGUUUAUUACAGCGCCUAUCAUCACUGGUGAUGGCCAACCAAUAUUAACCAGCAAUCAUGGGGAGCAAGUAAAUUGUGGCUUUUCUGACAAAAAGGCAAUUCAGUGGAUGCUUUUGUUGCAUCAAAUUGGUUUGGAUGUUGCGCGCACAGAUCGAGCACUUGUCUUUUAUGAAAGUGAAGCUAAUCAGGCAAAACUUUGGGAUAUUCUUUCAGUUUAUGCAUGGAUGGAUAAUGAUAUUGGUUAUGUUCAAGGAAUGAAUGACAUUUGCUCUCCGAUGGUUAUUCUUCUUGAAAAUGAAGCUGAUGCAUUUUGGUGUUUUGAACGUGCAAUGCGAAGACUGAGAGAAAACUUUAGGUGCACGGCGCGUUCUAUGGGGGUUCAGACUCAGCUGAAUACACUGUCACAAAUAAUUAAAACUGUUGAUCCUAAGCUUCAUCAACACCUUGAGGAUCUAGAUGGUGGGGAAUAUUUAUUUGCGUUUCGCAUGUUGAUGGUGCUCUUCCGAAGAGAGUUCUCCUUUGUGGAUGCUUUAUACCUAUGGGAGCUGAUGUGGGCCAUGGAGUACAACCCAAACAUUUGUUCGUUAUAUGAGGGGUCUAGUGCUACUACAGGUGCAUCUCAAUUAAAUGAGAAGCAGCUAAAGCAGUGUGGCAAAUUUGAGAGGAAAAAUGUAAAGACUGGGCAAGGGGACCAACAGAGCGCAUUUGCUGUUUUUCUUGCUGCAAGUGUUCUUGAGAUGAAAAACAAGCGACUUUUAAGGGAAGCUAAGGGCCUAGAUGACAUCGUCCAGAUAUUGGGUGACACUACUGGAAGUCUGGAUGCUAAGAAGGCAUGCCAUGGUGCAUUAAAAGUUCAUAAGAAGUACUUGAGUAAGAUGAAGCAGUCAUAGACAACAGUUCGGAGCAUCAGUUUGUGAGUCGUGAUGCCAAUUUUGUGUCCGGUGAUCAUUGGCAUUAGCAAUAGGAGCUGCAUGGGGAGGGCUUUACGAUGUUUUCCUGCUUUAUGAGCUUCAGCUGUUUCUGGUAGAUUUUUACAUACUAUGGUGCCUGCUGGAAUCAAUCCAACAUCUCCAGAAUCCAACAUCUCCAGUCUCCAGAGAUUAAAAUGAUAAGGGCAUGAGUCUGCAUGUAAAUUAUGCCUUGUGUUUUCUAUUACCCUUAACUCACUGUUAACUCAUUUGUGAAAAAUUUUCACUUCAUUACUACAACAGUUUUCUUUUCUAAAAAGAGAGAGCCAUAUGUAUGUA
Tripterygium wilfordii is the source of this 1830-nucleotide messenger RNA. Its product is annotated as TBC1 domain family member 15-like. The record is from RefSeq and is a predicted model, not a curated record. Gene Ontology annotation, biological process: activation of GTPase activity. The transcript is spliced from 13 exons. Bases 214 to 1473 code for a protein of 419 amino acids. Lineage: Eukaryota; Viridiplantae; Streptophyta; Magnoliopsida; Celastrales; Celastraceae. Gene Ontology annotation, molecular function: GTPase activator activity.